UUUUAAACAAUGGAUGACUUGACGCUUUUUGCCUUGUGAUGUUGCUGAUGACAGAGACGAAACAAAACAGGGAGAACCACAAGCGUCGACAAUAAAUCAUAUUUACCGGUGCCGAGUCCUUAAUGAUAAAUAAGGUCGACAACGUGAUGUAGCCGAUGAAAUGGAGUAUGAUGAGAGACUUGCACUUUUCCGCCAAACCCGCCUCAAUCCCUUUGAUCGUGGAGAGGAAGAAGAUGAUCCCCAAGGAGGCAAGACGCCCCCACUGCAUGAAGCAAGGCCUGACCUGUUCUCUGAGACCAGAACCCACAGUUCAGACAGGACCAUGGACCUUGGUCUAGCUGAGGACCACUUCUCAAGGCCGAUGGGUUCGUUUGUGGCUUCCGACAUUGAACAGCUAAAAAUGGCCAUAGAGGAGUGUAAAAAGCUGAUCCUGGAGCUGCCCGAACACUCGGAGAGACAGAAGGACACGGUGGUGAAACUUAUCCACCUUCGUCUCAAACUCCAGGAACUUAAGGACCCAGAGGAGGAUGAGCCUAAUCUGAGAAUCCUGCUGGAGCACCGAUUUUCCAAGGAAAAGAGCAAGAGUGUUAAACAGACCUGUGACAAGUGUAGCACAAUCAUCUGGGGCCUUAUCCAGACUUGGUAUACCUGCACAGGUUGCUAUUAUCGCUGCCAUAGUAAGUGUAUGAACCUGAUUACCAAGCCCUGUGUCAGGUCAAAGGUCAGCCACCAGUCGGAGUACGAGCUUAGCAUCUGCCCUGAGAUAGGACUAGACCGGCAAGACUACCGCUGUGCAGAAUGUCGCACACCUAUUUCACUGAGGGGCGUGCCGACUGAAGCCAGACAAUGUGACUACACAGGCCAGUAUUACUGCAGCACAUGCCACUGGAACGACUCUGCCAUCGUCCCAGCUCGGGUCAUCCAUAACUGGGAGUUUGAAACACGAAAGGUCUGUCGCUCUUCAAUGCGCUACCUGGCCCUGAUGAUAGCGCGACCUGUGCUGAAGCUGAAAGAAAUCAACCCGCUGCUAUUUAACUUUGUGGAGGAACUUGUGGAGAUCAGGAAACUCCGUCAAGAUAUUCUGUUGAUGAAACCCUAUUUUAUUACCUGUAAGGAGGCCAUGGAGGCUCGGCUAUUACUACAGCUUCAAGACCGGCAGCACUUUGUGGAGAAUGAUGAUAUGUACUCGCUACAGGAUUUGAUUGACAUCUCCAGUGGCAGACUCAGCUGCUCCCUCACAGAGAUCCACACCACGUUUGCUAAGCACAUCAAACUAGACUGUGAGCGUUGUCAGGCCAAAGGAUUUGUGUGUGAGCUGUGUAAGGAAGGAGACAUACUGUUUCCUUUUGACAGUCACACUUCAGUUUGCCACGACUGCUCUGCUGUCUUCCACAGAGAUUGUUACUAUGACAACUCCACAACUUGUCCGCGAUGUGCCCGGAUGACUGAACGCAAGCAGGACGACGAGCCGGAUGUAAAAAAUGCCUAAAUCUGCAGGAGACCCCCCCGAUGUUACUGGAUGUUGCACUUUGCCUCAUGUUAUGCUCUAAUCGAUCAAGAGAGUCGAACAGAAGACUCGCUUUUUUGUCUUUGUCCUUUUUUUGUUGUUGUUUUGUGCGUAUGUUUGUACUGUAGUGUCUUUAUCUUCAUGUGUACUACAUAAUGAAGCAGGGUACUUAGAAACCCAUCUGGAAAUUAAUAUAUAUAUAUAUUUUUUAUCCCACUUUUUAAUUCAAACUGAAAUUGGAUGUACUGAACACUGUGUACGUGUGUUUGUGUGAGUGAUUCACAUCAGUGUGUGCGUCUGCUUGUAUAAAUGUACAAAAUAAAUGCCCUAUAGAGAACAGACACCUCAACUGAAGAUGAUUAUGCAUGCAGGAGUUGUUGUAUAAUAACUGUUACAAGCCUCAACUGCGUUAACCUAUACUG
Centropristis striata (black sea bass) is the source of this 1929-nucleotide messenger RNA. RefSeq names its product differentially expressed in FDCP 8 homolog (gene def8). The record is from RefSeq and is a predicted model, not a curated record. Lineage: Eukaryota; Metazoa; Chordata; Actinopteri; Perciformes; Serranidae. The transcript is spliced from 12 exons. The coding region runs from base 161 to 1489 and encodes 442 amino acids.